Messenger RNA from Mustela lutreola (European mink), 5355 nucleotides. It is a transcript of the gene TBL1X, whose product is annotated as transducin beta like 1 X-linked. Gene Ontology annotation, biological process: regulation of transcription by RNA polymerase II. Lineage: Eukaryota; Metazoa; Chordata; Mammalia; Carnivora; Mustelidae. Gene Ontology annotation, molecular function: protein binding; transcription corepressor activity. The coding region runs from base 435 to 2012 and encodes 525 amino acids. The record is from RefSeq and is a predicted model, not a curated record. Gene Ontology annotation, cellular component: histone deacetylase complex. The transcript is spliced from 17 exons.
CAGCGCCCUCGGCCGCCAUUCGGCACCCGAAACUUUCCAGCGCCCGCGCCUCUCGGGGACUCGCGGCGGCGGCGGGGCGGGGGCGGCCCGGGGGCGGCGCGCGGCUGCUCCGGGGCGCCGGGCCCUCCUCGGCCGCGGCACGGCCCGGGCUCGGCGACGGCCGGCGGCGGGGAGGCUCGGAGCGCGGCGGCGCCGCCACAAGUUGCGCUGCGGGCGGCGAGGUGACUGAAGACAGAAAACAGGCCUCGAAAUAAACCCUCGAAGGAAGAAGGGAUUUGCCUACACUUGGCUCUGAGCAGCUCCUGGCAGACACUUUGCAGUUUAUACGAGCGGAUGCUGGGGAGCUCACUGGUCCAGAAGUCUACACAUGAAGUCACCAUAAAGAGGGUGGCUCCCACAUCCGACAUUCCUCAUCGCCGCGAGGUGAGGCUAAGAUGAGCAUAACCAGUGACGAGGUGAACUUCCUGGUGUAUCGCUAUCUCCAGGAGUCAGGUUUUUCCCACUCGGCAUUCACGUUCGGUAUCGAGAGCCACAUCAGCCAGUCCAACAUCAACGGGACGCUGGUGCCGCCGGCUGCCCUCAUCUCCAUCCUGCAGAAGGGACUGCAGUAUGUGGAGGCCGAGAUCAGCAUCAAUGAGGAUGGCACGGUGUUCGACGGCCGGCCCAUAGAGUCCCUGUCCCUGAUCGACGCUGUGAUGCCGGACGUGGUGCAGACGCGGCAGCAGGCUUUCCGGGAGAAGCUCGCCCAGCAGCAGCAGGCCAGUGCGGCGGCGGCAGCAGCAGCGGCGGCGACGGCAGCGGCCACGGCAGCCCCGGCGGCGGUGGCGCAGCAGCACCCACCAAAGAACGGAGAGGCCACCGUGAACGGCGAGGAGAACGGAGCACAUGCAAUAAAUAAUCAUUCGAAACCAAUGGAAAUAGACGGGGACGUUGAGAUCCCGCCCAACAAAGCCACAGUCCUCCGGGGCCACGAGUCGGAGGUGUUCAUCUGUGCCUGGAACCCUGUCAGCGAUCUCCUCGCUUCAGGAUCCGGAGACUCGACGGCGAGAAUAUGGAACCUUAAUGAGAACAGCAACGGGGGCUCCACGCAGCUUGUGCUGCGGCACUGCAUACGAGAAGGAGGACACGACGUCCCGAGCAACAAAGAUGUGACCUCGCUGGACUGGAACAGCGACGGGACGCUGUUGGCCACGGGUUCCUACGACGGCUUUGCGAGAAUAUGGACCGAAGACGGCAACCUGGCCAGCACCUUAGGGCAACAUAAAGGCCCCAUCUUCGCUUUGAAGUGGAACAGGAAAGGGAAUUACAUUCUGAGUGCUGGUGUAGACAAAACAACCAUCAUUUGGGAUGCCCACACAGGAGAAGCCAAACAACAGUUUCCUUUUCAUUCCGCGCCCGCCCUGGACGUGGACUGGCAGAACAACACGACCUUCGCCUCCUGCAGCACCGACAUGUGCAUUCACGUCUGCAGACUCGGCUGCGACCGGCCCGUCAAAACCUUCCAAGGACACACGAACGAGGUCAAUGCCAUCAAGUGGGACCCUUCCGGAAUGCUGCUGGCGUCCUGCUCCGACGAUAUGACGUUAAAGAUCUGGAGUAUGAAGCAGGACACGUGCGUCCAUGACCUCCAGGCUCACAGCAAAGAGAUCUACACCAUCAAGUGGAGUCCCACCGGGCCCGCCACCAGCAACCCAAAUUCCAACAUCAUGCUAGCAAGUGCUUCGUUCGACUCCACGGUGCGGCUGUGGGACGUGGAGCGGGGGGUGUGCACCCACACGCUGACCAAGCACCAGGAGCCCGUCUACAGUGUGGCCUUCAGCCCCGACGGCAAGUACCUGGCCAGUGGCUCCUUUGACAAGUGCGUGCACAUCUGGAAUACUCAGAGUGGGAGUCUCGUGCACAGCUACCGAGGCACCGGCGGCAUCUUCGAGGUGUGCUGGAACGCUCGCGGGGACAAAGUGGGCGCCAGCGCGUCCGACGGCUCUGUGUGUGUUUUAGAUCUUCGGAAGUAAACACAAACUAUUUCAGAAAAGAAAUCUCACGGACCAGCAGUGAACGUGUGAGGUCGCAGCCGCUCGCCAGACACAGUCUACCCGCUCCGAAGCUGGACGGACUUGACUCGCAUUAGGGUGUCUUUGGAAAUCAGCUCAUCCCUGCCCACGGGAGUCUCUACUACUUUGUAACCUUCAUCAAGAAGUUUAAGACAGAAACAUACACAGUCCUAUCGAAGGGGGGACGGACGGUUUCCACCCACAACACUCAGCCUGGGAAGCACGAAGCCACCAGCUCAACGGCGCGUGGUUUGGUUUCCAUCCAGAACAGGCUCUGAUGGCCGAGAGGAGAGAAGGAGGGGGAAGAAAGGAAAGGAAAAAAAAAAGCUGUGCCAAAAAAAGGAAAAACGAGAAAAAUGCUGUGAUAAACCCAAAGGGGGGUAGGGGACUCUCCCCCACGUGGCGGGUUUUUCCCUGACGAUUUGGACACUACAGUUCUCACGCAGGAUGUUCAAAGACCAGUUUGUACCGAUGAAAUGCGCGACUUUGUAAUCCCAACACUUUCUAUUUUCUAGAAUCUUCUUUGUCCGGUGGUUUUUCUAUUGGCUGGAAUCCUGUCGUCUGAGGGCCUUCGGUCUGAGAUGGAAACUGUUUCUGGUUUGUUGCUUCUUUCCCGUGGUCCGCCCCCACCCCCGCACCCCUCGCCCGGCUCCGUGUGCUCUGGGUGCGCCGUCCACCCUCGCACGGGCCGCCUGGUGGACGCCGCGCCGGAAUCCUGGACGGGCGGCUGUCCCGCACCCCCCCCCCCCGCCCCUCGCUCACUCUCUCUCUGACCCCCGGAAUCCUGGACGGGCGGCUGUCCCGCACCCCCCCCCCCCCCGCCCCUCGCUCACUCUCUCUCACAGUUGCUUCGGAUCUUCGGUCUCAAGGGCACUUUCGGCGCGUACUAAGUGCUUUAUGUAAGCAGGCGGGGCAGGGGGACUUUUUACAGGAGAAAAAAAUACUUAUACGAGAGAGAGCCCGGAGUAUUUUUGGAAAAAAAAAUAUUUUUAUGUUAAAACAAUUUUAAAAUCCUAAAAAUGGCCAGCAGACAUAGAGAGCUUUGUGUGAUUCAUAUUUUAAACAAAUUCUAGGAAGACACAGGCAGGGUCUGAGGUCGCUUUUUCCUUUCCCUUCAGCUUUGAACGGUGGUGAGGAGUGUGGGUGGGAAAGGUCGGUCCUGGGCGCGGGCCGCGAUCUCGCCCUGCCGCCCGAGAGAGCGCGAGCCCAGCGCCUUCUGGUUCGGAGACGAGCCCUGCACCUCACCGGGCACGGGGCCCCCGAAGCCGGCGGGAGUGCGGGACGGCAGCGCGUUCUGACCCCCAAGAAGCAUUCCCCAAACCACGUGGCAUCGAAGACGCCACCACAGCUUGCAGCUGGGCUCAGUGUCCCCUUGGCAGCUCGUGGGCGGCGCCACAGACACCGAGAGCAGGGUGGCCCGUCAUGGCCACGGGGACAUAAAAGGCUCCAGGAUCUCCCCUGGUCUCCCAGUGACAGAAACGAACAGGGAAGGCAGAUGUUCGGUCCCGGAGGUGAAUUACAUAGGUAGAAACGUCACUAAUAAUUUCUGCUGUCUUCAUAAUUUCUUUCUCUCGCAGGAGAAUAGGAGAAAGAUUUUUUUUUUUAAAUGAAUCUUUUUACUGUUUAAAAAAAAUUAAACAUGGCUUUGUGUUCCUAGAGGAGUUUCCUUUCAUUGGAUCAGGUGACCUUUGUGCUCUUGUCAUAACCGGACACAGACCUAGUUUUUAAGUGAGCAGCGGGGAAGGCGUGCAACAGAAGGCCCUUCGCCACCUGCUCCCUGGCGGGCACAGGAAGGGAGGAAGUUGGCCAGGCCUGGGGGCAGGGGUCCAGUCGUGGGCAGGCGUCCGCUGGGGCGCGUGUCCCAGCAGCGACACGGGAUGUCCAUCAGACGGUGGCACCCACCCACGCAGUUGAACCCCACGGGCAGGGCGGGCCGGGGCUCCCUGCGCAACUUAGAAUGCGCCGGGCCGAGCUACAAAGACCGCAAGACCUAGAAAGUGCUCUGUGGACGAUGGGAUUUCAUGCAGGCUCUGGUGCCACAGUGCUUAGCCCAGGGGUCCGAGUCCCGUGUGGUCCUCACUCCCCUCCUCAGAGAGGGCAGACAAGGACUUGCUGGCCCCAAGGUGUCCCUGGGUUUGGGACGCGAUUCGCUGGGGGUCCAGGCCAACACCGUCUUGACUCCCUGUGCAAGUUCCAGUGUCACCUGCACAGAGAGUAAGUGGUUAAGGGGAGCCCCGUGGUCAGGACAUCCUGGAAGAAGGGGUUCACUAGGCAAUCUUCACAGAGAGGUCGGGAGCCUGGGCAUAAGCCUCCCGAGGACACUCAGCCACUGGGGAACCAGGAUGUAAGAGCCAAGGGCUACAAGACCUCGCACGACACCGGCUUGACCCCUGUGUGCAGGAAGGAAUGAAGCGGGAGAGGAUGGAGGCCAACCGCCCGCUUCCCCGGCUGCCCUGAGCCGCCACGGCACAGGCGCUCCCCAUGGGUCUGAACAGGGACCGACCGUGAGUGCAUGGCCCCUGCCGUCCAGCCCCGCCCUCGGCGCGACGACCGCCAUCCGUGGAGCCUCCCACACUUGCCCUGUGGCCCAAAAGCCAGUGGAGCCCCUCCGUCCUCGCGGGAUGGCCCGUGGGAGAACGCACUCUGGGUCCUUGGUGACGGCGCUGACCGCGGGGAAAUGCUUCCGUGCCUGGGACCAGAGGGGACCUUGACUCUGCGAUCACGGUGACACGGCGGUGCGGCCCAGGAUCCGCGGUUGGGUUUCAAGUGACCAAGAGCGCGUUCCGCAGGCCCAUCCAGCGAGGGGAUGCUGCCCUGCGGCGGGGGCCGGGAGGGCCAGCCGGGACCGGGCAUCCAGUCGCCGACCCCACACAGCACCGGGGACGUGACGCUUGUCUUGUCUUUCUGAACCGAGAUCACGGAGCCACGUGAAGUGCACUUUGUCAGAUGUAAGGGUCUGCUUUGUGGUUAUUUUUAACCUUCUGCCUCCACCUUUUUCUUUUCCUUUUUUAAAUCGUGUUUCUUGUCAAAUGCAGAAAUGUUCCUUCCGCCGCUCACUGAGGUUUUGAAUUCUGGCUUCUGCGGUUUUUAUUGUCUGUGUCAGACGUACAGCCAGACGCGGUCCCCUGUCUGCGUGUUCUCUCGACCCUGUCCCAUCGCCUCCGCCCCGUCCUGUCCUCCGGCCCACUCACCCUCACGCGCUGAGAAGAGUCACCUUGUGCGUCGUAGCUCCUUUGUUUCCAGAGAGAAUCAACCGAUCAUACUCAGUGUCUUGAAUAAAUUGCUCUAUUUUGAUAUUAGAGAA